AGAAAUUAAGCAAAUACUAAUUAUCACAAAUGACUUUGAAGUCUACAUAUAUCCGAAGAGAGUUGUCAUAAUUCAUAUCAUACAACGAAAUACAAAUUUGUUACACGUCUUAAUUAACUUUAUAUAUACUUAUAAUAACCUACUUAACGCGUCAAUUUCAAUAGGAAGAUAUCACAAGAAACUAAACUACAAAGCUAUAUGAAACCUAAUGGAAACAAUUAUCUAACUCGAAUGUUAGGUGUAUGGAUAUAAGCCAUAACAUUAAAGUUUGCACUACCAUGUGUUACUUUUUUUUUUUGCAUUGUCAUAUCCCAAAACGGAAAUCAUUGUAAAACAACCAAUCAACACAACUUACAGAAUGGCUGCAACAAGAAACAAAUAUAAAGAUGAAGAAUUAGACCUACUGAUUGAAGUAGAAUUAAUCAGUUUUCAAUUCAAUAUCCCUUCAUCAUGACUGUCAUAAUGUUGAAUCCUGCCGUAUACCAAUUGGAUUCAGAUAUUGAAUCGAAUCCUGUAGAGGAAGAUCAUUAUACUUCCAGAUCUAACAAAUGCAGUUGUGAAUCUUGUGAAUUCAUUAAUGAUAACUAUCAGAAAGCUGUUAAAUUGUUGGUAUGGGGGAUUUUAUUCCCACCGUUGUGGAUAUAUGGAUUAUGGAUAUUAAUGUAUGGUUUAGUUUGGAAGAGUCAUGCUACUAUCAGAUACGACCAAUUUAUCGAAGUAUUUAAAUCAAGAAUUUUCAACAGAGACGAAGAAGCCCAAUAUGACUUAGAGAGGAAUAUAAUCAGUGGUGAUGAUAUGUAUAUUAGAUAUCAUGACACAUUGAGAGAUAAAUUCCUGACUUUAAUAGGAUACACACUACUUGCAAUUAUCAUUUCCAAUAUCAUUGUCGUACUUUUUGUUUUUGGUAUCAGAAGUGAACAUCUCAAAUAUAUCAACGAUGUUAAUUCAGGUUUAACUAAAGAUACCAGUCGUAUUAACUAUGGAAGUUAAAGUCCUGUGAUAUGUUUUGGAUACGUCUCCCUUUUUUGACUUCUAUCGCAACCAACCAAAAUGUCAGAUACGAGUCAGAAAAACAUUUUAACUCUGACACAGAUUUUCUUUUUUCAUGUGCAGAGUCAAAUGGUCCGUG
Scheffersomyces coipomensis is the source of this 1129-nucleotide messenger RNA. RefSeq lists its product as uncharacterized. The record is from RefSeq and is a predicted model, not a curated record. Lineage: Eukaryota; Fungi; Ascomycota; Pichiomycetes; Serinales; Debaryomycetaceae. The transcript has a single exon. The coding region runs from base 451 to 990 and encodes 179 amino acids.